AUGCCGUCAAAAGUCACGGGACGCAUCGUGAAGGCGAGGAAGUAUUAUUCCACCCCCCACAAUAAGAAUCACAGAUGGGAAACCUUUACCGCAAAGAUCGCCAAGUUCAAUUCUUUGCAGCCUCUUCGAAAAGUUCGACGACACGAUCUCGACACCGAAGACUUUGCCUCCGCGACCUCAUACUUUGCCAAUGGAAUGCAAAGAUGGAACGAGCUCAAUGUAUCGAAGGUGUUUGUCAAUUUCAAACGACAGGUGCUCCCGUUGUGCGAGAGUUUGGCCCAGAUCGUGCACUUCGAGGACCGUAUCAUGGAACUGCUCGCUGAGCACAUAUCGAAACAGGACAAGGAAUCACUCGAGCCUUUACUGGAUCUUUUGACGGCCUUCGCUCAUGAUCUGGGGGCGAGAUUCGAGAAACACUACGCCCAAAGUCUUUCACUUAUCGUAGCAGUCGCUGGAAGGCCGCAGGAUGUCGAGGUCAUUGAGUGGACAUUUGGAGCUCUUGCUUUCCUGUUCAAGUACCUUUCGAAGCUUAUCGUUCCAAACAUACAGCCCACAUUCGAUAUAAUAGCACCGUUGUUGGGAAGAUCCAAGCACCCUCCUCAUAUUGCACGGUUUGCUGCCGAAGCAGUGAGCUUCUUAGUGAAGAAGGCUGGCGCCCCGUCGCACCGUGAGACCGCGUUACCAAAGUUUGUCGACCAUGUCAAACUGGAUUUGUUCAAGAUGGCCGAAGAUCGGCAGUACACACUGUACAAGGAUGGUAUCAUGACCAUGUUUGCCGAGGCGAUCAAGGGCGCCGAGAAUUCUAUCCACACAUCAGCCCCUGCGAUUGUUACUCAGCUUAUUGAUGCCAUCCCUGAGAGCCUCGAUGAUCACGAGGACCGCACUUCGGCUUCGACGCAAGAGAUUUGGACGGAUGUCGUCUGUGGCGUACUGACCAGCGCUAUCCACCACUCCACCCCGGACACAUUUGGAGAGCUGGCCGAUACAACGCUCGACAAGAUUAUCUCUUAUGCAGGAGAUCAAAAUUCCACGGGGAAGUGGUGGAGAUUUAUUCCUUUCUUCAGGGUUGUCGGUGUCAUCGGAGGUGUUCGAAGAGGUUCUAGGAUUACCAAUUGGCCAAAACUUAUAAGCACAAUCACUCAGAUGCUUGACAGGAUUGCUAAGGAACGGGAGGAAUCAUAUCCCGACGAUCAGGAAAAUAUCUGGAAGCACUUGAUGGUCCCUAUAGCUAUUGUUUGGCACCAUAUUCCUAUCGAUGCUCUCCUGGCACACCACGGCGCGUUGGUCCAAUCAUUGACAAAGGGCUCCUUGAUGGGGUGGUUUAUCCCAUUCUGUUCCUAUGCAUGCGAACUUGAUCCUAGUAGGUUCAGCAAUCUACUUAGAAGCGAUUUUCAGAAGUUCAUUCUCACACAUUGGUCCCAGAGGGACAAUGAGGAAAUGCUUUGCGUGCUUCUCCCAAUGAUGAUUCAGAAGCAAGCCUUUCCUCCCCCAGGAGAACGUGAAAGCUGUAGGCUUCCACAGGCAUGGCAAGAUCAGAUCGUCUCUAAAUUUGAGAACCUGGAGAUUUCCCCUUUUCCCGAGAGAGGACCAUAUAACAAGGACCCUCAAGUUUGGAGAGAUCGUUGCUUGCCCAAGUAUUCUGCUCUUCUCCAAUUGCUUGACCUGACUACAGUUCACCCAUCCACCAAUGCCAGAAUUUCCGAGUUGCUGCUUCGGAAGCUGAAGUUGGCUCUCCGACCUUCUUCUACUCUUGCCUCAGAUGAAGUCCACUUCAUCGUGAGCCAAGGGUUUCACGCAUACCUCCGAAUGGGCAAGGUGGGCUCGUCAAUUGAUCCUGGCUUACGUCCUUUGCUGCGAGCUGCAGUGCCUCGUUUUGCCAGAUCUGUUGGUUUCCUUGAGGCAUACAUGGCGUACGUUGAAUACCUGCAGGAGACUGGGGAUUCCUCGGACAAUGAGGCGACCUCCAGCGAAGAUCUGGAUUCCAAGCAAGACCCCGUCCUCACCUCUCUGGUUGAGAACCUUAGCUCACCAAGCCAUGAUAUUCGUUUGGUGUCUCUCAAACUCUUGAAACAUCUGAGCGAGCUUGGAGACGAUGAGAUUCUGGAUACCAUGAUCGAGAUAGAGCAGUUGCCGUUGGGAUUGGAGCACACCAGGACAAUUUCCAUGCUACUGCGCAAGCUGGGACAGGGUUACUCUUCAGUGGGCAAUGACAGCUGGCUCUUGCACGGAAUACCAAACUUCACUUUUGGCAUGCUGACAGUGAAGCUAUCGCCCGUCUGGGACGAUGCUACGGAGACAUUGAAGCAAAUUUCCCAGACUAAGGCUGGAGAGGAGGUAGUACGUGCCAUCGCUUUUCAAUGGCUAGACGUCCCGUCGCCAAAAUGGAGCUCGCCCUCAAAUGACAACCACCUGAGCAAUCGGCGUAUCAUUACCGACUUUGAUUGUACACACCUCCAGAAUCUGAAUAGGCGGGCAACGAGUCUUCAUGGUACCAUCUUCAACCCACAAGAUCGUAUGCUGCAGCAGUUUGACGAAAGGCAAAGCACCUCGGAUUUGACCCUGGAAAAUGCACGAUCACGAGGUUUGAAGGUUUUCAAUGCCAUCCCUUUCAUUGCUGAGAGACGAUCCCGACUGAUAGUCCCUCACUUUCUUUCAUGGGCCUAUGAGGACACAGACCCCGCAGCCAUUGAAGACGGCGAAGAAGCGCAUCACUCACAUUGGUCUCUGGCAGACAGGAAAGCGUUGCUUGGUGUCUUCUCCCAGUUUCUCAACCCCAAGUCGCUGUUCCAACAUGAGAAAGUUUACCUCGCUCUCCUGCAGUUGAUGGAAAACGGAGACGCAGAGGUGCAGAAGAUGACCUUGAAAGCUAUCCUCAGCUGGAAACAAGAAGGAAUAAAGACAUACCAAGAGAACCUUGAGUUUCUUCUUGACGAUGCUCGAUUCAAAAACGAGCUCACAGUUUUUCUCCAGGGCGAAGACAUCAUCAAGCCAGAGCAUCGCAGUGAGUUGAUGCCUGUCCUUCUGCGGCUUCUCUAUGGUCGGACUAUCUCGAAGAAGGGUGCGGCCAGCGGUAAGCAUGGCCUUCAGGCAACGCGUCUGGCUGUUCUACGAAACCUCUCUGUGAAAGACAUGGGUGAUUUCUUGGAUAUCGCAGCCGGAAAACUUGGGGCUGUCAAAGUUUUAGACCCUAAAAAGUCAAGAUCCAAACUUUUCGAAACGGCGCUUAUCCAUCCAAGGAAGCAAGUCGGUUUCCUCAAUAUGGCAUCUUCCUUAAUUUCCGAGCUGGGGACCAAUGUCUCCCAGUAUAUGGAAGCCAUCCUCAAUGCCGUAUUGUACUGCGUUAUCUUUUCGUCUAGACAACUCCACGGCGCUUCUUUGGAUGUUGAAGAUGAGGCGGAAGCAAAGGAAGAUGUGGCCAGCACUCAGUCUCUCCUGAGAAUCACAAGGUCUACAGGUCUAAAAUGCUUGAACCUCCUAUUCCAAAAUGCUCAGGAUUUCCAGUGGUCUGUCUAUCAUGAUAUCAUCAUCGAGGAGAUCAUUGCCCCUCGACUUGAGAAUAUGCCAGCUGAGACGACACAAGGCGUCUCAGGUGUCUUGCAGCUACUGUCGACUUGGUCUGUACUGCCAAAGGUGGCACUCUUCCUUGGUCCGCAUGGCGAUUCUGUUCCAAAUGGUGUCCUUCCUCAGGUUAUUGCUUGCCUUGGAGUCGAGAAGGCCAAAGACGAGGUCAGGACAUUCAUUCUCGGCAUGAUUCGCAACCUGGUCCGGCUCUCCCUGCUCCCCGCUCAGGAGUCUGAGUUCAAUGAGUUGAUUAAGUCUGAGUUGAUUGACGCAAAUUCUAAUCAAAUCCUGCCCAUCAUCACCCAAAUAUUAGAGGCCCCUACAACAAGUACCGAGCUUCUCGAUGCUUGCGUGGAGACAAUGUUGUCAUUAGCCCAGGUUCUUCAGGAAUCCAGUGCUGUGCCCCCAGUUCUCCGGAUUGCAUCCUUUCUACUCCAACAGCCCCCUCGAAGAGUAAGUCCUAGGACCAAGGGAAGGGUACUUCUGGUUGUGGAGAACUUCAUCGCCCUCAUCGAACCGGGCCAACAUCAUGAUCUUUGCGAUGAAAUGUACGGCACCUUGUCCUCGCUAUUCGGCUAUUUCAAGGAUAGAGAGAACCGGCAAGCGCUCUGCCGUGUCAUCACGCUAAUGUCAGACGGAGACGAUGGUAAACUCGCCGUUGCCAAGAUAUGCACUGAUCUCAACACUUUCAAAGAAGGACGGAUCGAUGAGCCAGAUUAUGACCGAAGGCUGUCUGGAUUCAACGCCAUUGCGAAGGGUAGGGAGACCCCUUUCACACCCCAACAAUGGCUACCACUAUUGCACAAUGCCAUCUUCUUCAUCCAGAUGGACGAAGAAUUCGGUCUCCUAUCAACGAACUCUGCAGAUGUUUUGCGUCGUAUGGUUCAUGAGGCACAGAAUGCAAAUUCCGAAUCUGCCCGAUCUAAGAUGCAGGAAUACAUGAACGGGAUUUUGAUGCCAGCUAUCUACGCUGGGGCCAGAGAAUCAUCCGAGACUGUCCGUCGCGAGUAUCUUCGUGUUCUCGGCUUCAUUUUGUGCGCCAUGCCUGGCUGGGGCCCAGUCAAGGAUUUAGUUGGGUUGUUGGAUGAAAAAGCGGAAGAUUCGGCGGAGCCCAUGUUCUUCUUUAACAUCCUGAGCCCUGCCACCUCGAGGCAACUCGAAGCCCUGGGGACGCUAGAUGCAGCAAACCAGUCUAGUGAGAUGAGCAGCCAGAACCUUGCGCAAUUCUUCAUCCCAUUGCUUGAGCACUUCAUCUAUGGCCGUGAGAACGGGAGCGACGACCAUGGCCUGGGCGCCCAAGCUACCACUGUGAUUGGCAGCUUGGCUUCAUCUCUUCACUGGAAGCAUUACCGAACUACAUUGCAGCGCUACAUUGGAUAUAUUGCUUCAAAGCCUGAUUUCCAGAAGCAGACAAUCCGCCUCCUCGGAAAGGUCAUCGAUGCGCUCAUCCUGUCGAAGAAGAGUUCAACAUCGGACACUAUGGAGGUUGAUCAAGGAGAUGACGCUUCAUCUCCUAACGUCAGACGAUUAGUCCUCUCGAUACCAAAGGAGGCCCAGUUGAGCACUGAGAUUGUAGAUACCCUUCUUCCGACCCUCGUUAAGCAUCUUCACGAGAAGGAUGAAUCGGAAGUCAGCUUCCGAGUGCCUGUUGGUGUGACCAUCGUGAAGCUGUUGACGCUCCUACCUCCAGAGCAGAUGAGCCAGAAGCUGGCCGGGGUGCUGACUGAUAUCUGUCACAUUCUCCGCAGUAAAUCAGUAGAGGCCCGAGACAUGGCCCGUGACACACUUGUGCAGAUUGCCGUCAUUCUAGGGCCGACCUUCUUCGGAUUCAUUCUCAAAGAAUUGCGAGGAGCUCUGACCAAAGGUUAUCAGCUACACGUUUUAUCGUACACAAUGCACUCCAUCCUGGUUGCUGUUAUUCCAGGCUUCGAGCCUGGUGAUCUGGAUUACUGCCUACCAACCAUAGUUAUGAUUAUCAUGGAUGAUAUUUUCGGUGUCAUUGGCCAAGAAAAGGACGCUGAAGGCUACACUACCCAAACGAAGGAAAUCAAGAGCAGCAAGAGUCAGGAUUCCAUGGAGCUAGUGGCGAAAACUGCGUCCAUCACACAUCUCAUCCACCUUGUCAGACCCUUACAAUCGUUGCUGAUGCAAAAGGUUGACCUCAAAAUCAUCCGAAAAAUCGAUGUUCUUAUGGCUCGGAUCUCUGCGGGCCUGUUGCAAAACCCUGCCUCCAACAGCCGUAACACACUAGUAUUCUGUUACGAAAUGAUCCAGAACGUCUACAAGAGCCACCAGCCAGAGGCAGAGCAAAAGUUGGAUCCGAGAAUUCGAAAAUACCUGGUACAGAAGGGCGCCAAGAAGAGUGGCGAACGAGGCAGCACAACGAAGAACACAUUCAAGAUUAUGCGCUUCGCGGUGGACAUUCUUCGAGCAAUGUUCAAGAAGCACGAUGGACUGAGGACAGCCGAGAAUCUCGUGGGAUUUUUGCCUAUUCUUGGUGACUGUGUGCUUGAUGGAGAGGAUGAAGUCAAAAUCUCCACCUUUAGACUCGUGGCCGUCAUUGUCAAGGUACCGUUUGCUGAGCAGGAUGGAGCGAAUCUCUACAAGGUUGCAGUCAAGGAAGCUAUCAAGAGUGUCUCAACCUCAUCGUCCACCACCUCAGAUCUCUCACAAGCGGCUCUGAAGAUGCUUGCUGUUAUUCUUAGGGAUAGGAAGGAUAUAGCUGUUAAAGACGCUGCCGUGGACUUGCUGUUAGGCAAGCUCAAGGACGACCUUACCGAACCACUGUAUCGACAUGUCACCUUCAACUUUGUUCGAUCUGUGCUGGAUCGUCGUAUAGAAACUGCUGUCGUUUACGACACGCUGGACUAUAUCGGAAUUGUCAUGAUUACUAACGACGACAAGGAUACGAGAGAUCUUGCUCGCGGUGCCUUUUUCCAGUUUAUUCGCGAGUAUCCUCAGAAGAAGGCCCGCUGGGCGAAACAGCUCAGCUUUGUUGUUGCAAAUCUCAAGUACAACCGCGAAGGUGGUCGUUUGUCUGUCAUGGAGGUUAUUCAUCUGCUUCUUCUCAAAUCAUCUGACGAUUUUGUUCAAGAAGUGGCCGCCACCUGCUUCUUGCCUCUCUUCUUUGUUCUGGCGAACGACGACAGCGAAAAGUGUCGUCUUGCAGCUGGCGAGCUCCUUAAGGAGGUGUUCAGAAGGGCCGACAAGGAGCGAACGCAGAGUUUUCUCACCUUGCUGCGAACGUGGCUGGACAAGGACGAGGCGGUUCUGCGACUGGCGCUUCAGAUCUGGGCACACUAUUUCGAAUCCAACGAGAAUUCCUCCAAGAACCGGAAGGAUUUCAAGCUGGUACUGAACAAGGUAUCUGAAGUUUUGGGUGCAGAAAACCUUGUUGAUGUGGAUGGCGAUCUUUUGGAGUCUACACUGGGCCUGGCCGGUGUUCUACUCGAUGUCUUCCCCGAGAAGAUCCUCAGCCCUGAUCAAGACGAGUUGUGGACUUGCAUCUCAGGUUGCAUGGCCCACUCCCAGACCACAGUCAAGGUGUCGGCUAUCAGAUUGAUAUCUCGAUACCUCGCCGAUUUUGCCCAAGCCGGAGGUGCCGCGUCGCCUGGAGAACCAACCCCCGGCUCGUACGGUGCCGUCCUCGGGUUUGAGCGAGUUCAAGAUACUGCUCGGCUUGCGCUCAACGUGCUCAACAGCCCUGGCGUCGACGAGUCUCUCGCAACUGAAGCUGGCCAAGUCUUGAUUUUCCUGGGCCCUCGCCUGCCCACGCCCGCAUCUUCAGUUGAUCCUCUCAAGGACAACGAGGAGGCAGAGAACGAGAGUGAGGAUGAGUCCACUGAGAAGCAGCCCAGGAAGAGGGACAUCCAAUACCUGUUCUGGCGAUUGUCGGGUAUCCUGCGAAAGGAGAUACCUCCCAGAGCUGCUGCUGUUGUUCCCAAGACGGUCGCGAUGGAAGUGCUGGAGACCAUCUGCCGUCGCUCAGCCAAGGAGCGUCUUGAAACCUCGUUCAAGACUAUUCUCGUUCCCUUGCACCAUCUCACCGAUCCCUCCAUUCCUAUGCCCGUAUCCAUGGAUGAAGUGUUCAAAACAAAGCUUGAGCAUCUCAAGAGCAGAUCCCAGAUCCUCAUGGACGCCCUGCAGAAGAAGUUUGGCACCGCCGAGUACAGCCAGCAGCUGAUGGAGAUUAACGAAGCAGUCAAGGCGAGAAGACAGCAGCGAUCCAGCAAGAGGAAGAUUGAGGCCAUCGCGCAACCCGAGAAGUACGGCAAGGACAAGCGCAAGAAGUUCGAGAAGAACAGAGACAGGAAGAAGGCUAGAUCGACGGAACAGAAGGCAAAGAGGCAAUCCUACAAGGGGUGGUGA
Molecule: messenger RNA, 7929 nt
Organism: Clonostachys solani
Lineage: Eukaryota; Fungi; Ascomycota; Sordariomycetes; Hypocreales; Bionectriaceae
Source: the annotation of a GenBank genome assembly